AAUAACUUCCUUUGUGUUCAUCAGAACAAAGACAGUUAUGCGGGUUUGUAACAACAUGAGGGUGAGUAAAUGAAUUUUCUUUUUUGGGUGAACUAUCCCUUUAGUUUGCGACCCGCAGCUCUGUGUGUUCACGACUUGUGUACCCACUGGGAUCGGGUUAAAUGCAGAGGGUACAUUUCGAGUAUGCCUUCCAUACUUGACAAACAAACUUUCAUACAAAUGCAUAACAUUCUUUUGAAUUAUUACAGCGGGUUACAAAAGCAACUUGGCUAAAACACAGAAACACUUGAUGUUCUCUGCAAUUCAUAUAAUGACCACAAGAGGACAGUAUCCGACAGAAUGAAUGGGUAAACUUAGUGAAAUUAUGGUUAAAAGUCCACUAAGACUCAGAGCUAAUGGUUUGCGAGGAGAAACUGUAAAGUUUUCUUCAGUAUGUAGUGUAGUGCAGAGCCUAAAGAUGACUGGAGAGAAAAGAGUUUCUCCUCUGAAGAACUUUGUGGCUGGAGGGGUUGGUGGUGUCUGUCUCUUAUUUGCUGGACACCCACUGGACACUAUUAAGGUCCGUCUACAAACACAACAUUCUGUUCUCUACAGAGGGACAUACGAUUGUCUCCGAAAAACUCUGUCUAAAGAGGGAAUAUUUGGCUUAUAUAAAGGGAUGGGUGCUCCGCUAGCUGGGGUGACCCCAAUGAUGGCGAUGAAUUUCUUUGGCUUUGGGCUCGGAAAAGACUUCCUGCAGAGUGACCCCAGCAUCCCACUAACGUACUCACAGAUCUACCUGUCAGGGAUGUUGGCUGGAGUCUUCACCACUGUGAUCGUGGCUCCGGGAGAGAGAAUCAAGUGUUUACUGCAGGCAGGGCACAAACAUUACACACAUCAUUAUUACACACCUGACCUGUGUAUGUGUGGAGGGAGGUUGAUUUAUGUGGUCUAUGGGUUAGGUUAGGUUUGGACUUGACUCUGUGAAGA
Messenger RNA from Paramisgurnus dabryanus, 969 nucleotides. Lineage: Eukaryota; Metazoa; Chordata; Actinopteri; Cypriniformes; Cobitidae. The record is from RefSeq and is a predicted model, not a curated record.